AUGGCGAUCCUGCCAGGAGACAAGAAGCCAACAAGACAAGUCGAAUUAGCAACGCACGGCAAAAACAUUAAUGCUGCUGGACGGACGGAGCAAAUCCAUCCGCUAAGUGCUGAUCGAUUAUCGACGAGGAUCGACGCUGUUGGACGAACGCAGUUUGGCGAAGAAGACGAAGAAACCGGGAGAUGUAAAAGGAAGCGGUACAACGGUUGCGGAACAACUUUAACACGAUAUACAGCAGACGCAUUUGGAGCACGUAUAAGAGAGAACGAGACACGAUACGCUACCGGUUGCAGAUCACACAUUAUCCGUCUACACAUCCGUUGUUUUAGCGGCAUUUCUCCACGAACUCAAUGGGGACGUGUAGCUGCAUUGAUCUAUGCACUUUUUGGUAUACCCAUCAUACUACUAUACCUUUCAGCCAUUGGGGAAGGCUUAUCGAGCGGUAUGCGAUGUCUCUUUCGUCGGCUACGACCCAACCGUUCUCCUUCUGGGAGUACCAAGAAUAGCAACAGCAGCAAUUCAAGCGUUGGCAGUGUCAGCGUUCCCAUGAGCAGCAAAGCAACCGUAGCCGAGCUGCAGAAAAGGUCGCAACAACAGAGCUACCAUCAAUCCUGGAACCACGGUGGCACUACCAUUCAUGAUCCCUGCGCAUACGCCCUCAACGCUCACGGUUUGCGUGGGGGGAUGGCUACAAACAGUAAAAUGCACUCCCAGUCCGUUGUACCAAUAUCGAUCUGCAUUAUGAUAUUGAUUUGUUAUAUUACCCUCGGGGCGGUACUGUUUCAUAAACUGCAGCCUUGGGGAGUUUUAGAGAGUCUUUACUUUUGUUUCACCUCCCUUGGUACUAUCGGAUUUGGCGAUCUCAUGCCAAAAGGCACUGUUGCACAAUACGCAGCAUCAGCAUACAUCAUUAUUGGCAUGGCUGUCGUGGCGAUGUGCUUCAGUCUCAUUCAAACAGAGCUCAUUAUUUGGUUGAAGAAGUUCACUAUCCCCGAAUCACUUCCUACAUCCACGGAGGAUUUGGCUCUCGUCUCAGUAGCUAUGACACCGAUAAAAUCUUGACAAAGACCAAAUGAUCUCAUUCCCAACGAAUACAACUCUCUUCCGCGCCGUUCUAGCGCAUUUCAUCGCAACACUCCGGCACGACGCUCUGCUGGUAUUAUGGAGAAUCAUAUGGAAUAUUUCGUACCUCGAAGCGUAAGUGAAUUCAAUCUGUCGGGUGUAGGUGAUCUGGCGCUUCCUCCAGCUAAACGCAACCUGUCUACGCAACACGCAGCUAGCUCAACCAUGCUAGCCGCACCAAAGCCACGAGAGAAAAUGGUAACGUUUGAGGACGAAUCAAAAUUUGUGCAUGGCUUGCCUACCACACCGAGAAAGCCGACCCUGACCAACGAUGUGUUCAUGUGACGUGACGGGACCGGUAAUGGUGAGACGCCUCCGUCGAACCAGUAUCCUAAUGAUGUAAUUAAGGUUUGAUAUUGUAAGAAAACCAUGAUCGCUUUGCCUGCUUUUAAUUUAUUUAACUCAUAAUUACCAAAAGCUUGUUUUCGCAACUCAAAUGGCGAACGCAAUCAGAUCGAUAAAACGGCAAGUGAAUGUAUAUCACGUGUGAAUAGAGACAUGAUGAAUGUUUUAAUAAUCCCAAUCAUCCAAAUGAUGUUUGAUAUGCUUCAUAUUCUUUUUUCCAUGCAAAAUAACGCUAUAGAAGUUUGCAAAUUUAUCCAAAAGACCAACCAUUCCGAUAACAUCUCAUGCGAUACAUUAAGAAUGAACGGGUCUACAAUAUUAGGUUCAUUGAGGAGGUAAAACUCGUGCCAAAUAUUACGUGCAAAGUAGGUAGAAAAUAAGUGAGUGAGACUAAACAAGCAUUCCUUGAAUAGUGACAUUCAUUGAAUAUGAAGUGAACGAAAAUCUGUACUGCACUAUCAUAACUGAUUGAACCCCGUUAAUAACGUCGAUCAAAACUGUACAUAUUUUGUUGUAAAAUUGUGAGGCCAAUAAAAACCAAAUUUACAUAGAUAAAUAUGCUGGUACUAUAAUUGUCGAAACUUGAAGAAAUACUUAGACGCUAUAAUGCCUUGUCUCGUAGUACAGUCGUCAACUGGUACGACUUAACAACAUGCCCGU
Molecule: messenger RNA, 2127 nt
Organism: Anopheles merus
Lineage: Eukaryota; Metazoa; Arthropoda; Insecta; Diptera; Culicidae
Exons: 3
Coding region: 1-1062 (353 amino acids)
Biological process (GO): stabilization of membrane potential; potassium ion transmembrane transport
Cellular component (GO): membrane
Molecular function (GO): potassium ion leak channel activity
Source: RefSeq, a predicted model, not a curated record